Molecule: messenger RNA, 2215 nt
Organism: Calypte anna (Anna's hummingbird)
Lineage: Eukaryota; Metazoa; Chordata; Aves; Apodiformes; Trochilidae
Gene: CEP43
Product: FGFR1 oncogene partner
Exons: 13
Coding region: 25-1218 (397 amino acids)
Biological process (GO): microtubule anchoring
Cellular component (GO): centrosome
Molecular function (GO): protein binding
Source: RefSeq, a predicted model, not a curated record
GUUCGGUUGUCAGGGAGAAACAAGAUGGCGGCCGCGGCCGCGGAGGAGGACACGGAGCUGCGGGAUCUGCUGGUGCAGACGCUGGAGAGCAGCGGGGUGCUCAAUAAGAUCAAGGCAGAGUUACGAGCAGCUGUUUUCUUGGCAUUAGAAGAACAAGAGAAAGUGGAGAACAAAACCCCUCUGGUAAAUGAAAGCUUGAAAAGUUUUUUAGGUACAAAAGAUGGUCGCUUGGUAGCAGGGCUUGUUGCAGAAUUCCUACGUUUUUUCAAUCUGGAUUUUACCUUGGCAGUUUUCCAGCCUGAAUCAAGCACACUAAAUGGCCUUGAUGGCAGAGAAAACUUAGCCCGAGAUCUGGGAAUUGCAGAGCCAGAAGGGACUGUGAGUGGCCCCCUCUUGUUGGAGGUUGUUAGAAAAUGUCAGCAGAACAAGAUUUCAGGCAGUGGAGAAGAGGCCCCAGUUCUGAGUGACAGCCUCUGCCCCACCUCCAAAUCAUCUGAUGGGAGAUCAAAUACACACCCUGUACCAAAUAAGGCAGCUGAAACCACUCAAAGUGAUACAAGUAUCUCAUCAGGGGAAGGAAGCAAAAGAAGCAUUAAUUUUCUGCCUAAUGAAACAAAGCCAGAUCCUCAACUGGAAAACAAAGACUUAAAUACCAAAGAGAAAAGUGAUCCAAGUGUGGAUGAAGAUGAUGUAGAGGGAGAUUCUUUCUUUGAUGAUCCUAUACCCAAACCAGAGAGGAGUUAUGGCUGGCCCCUUGAUAAAACUAGUGGUGCUGAUGAAGGUGCAGGAGCUCUGGCUGGGAAAGAAGGCAGGCAGAAGCCUUUGCAGAGGAAAACUGAAGCCAAUAAAGCAGGAGGUCUGGCAUCCCUUUCUGGUGCACCACCUCUUCAGAGUGGGCUGAGCUCCCUGACUGGUGCACCUCUGCUGAAGGAGUCUGAUAAUUCAACUAGAAACUCUGUUCUCAAAAACCUGCAGUUGGUGAAUGCAAAACUGGGAUCACUGGAAUUAGGAAAUGGAGAUGAUGAUGAGUAUGCUGAUGACUUGAACAGUACCAGUCAUCGCUCAGAAAAAAGUGACAUCAGCAUUGGUGAAGAAAUAGAUGAAAUUUCUGUGGAAACAGAAGGGUCAAAUGCCAGUGAUAAACUUGAAGGCAUCACACAAGACCUCACCAUUUCCCAACUAAGUGAUGUUGCAGACUAUCUGGAAGAUGUGGCAUAGAACAGGACAGCAAAAAUGUGUCAUUGUGCUGGACUAGGAGACUGCUGUGGACUGUUAAUUUCAGACAAUCACUUUUUGCUGGAAUGUCCACUCCCUAUUUGUGCCUUGUAUUUCAAAAAAAAAAAAAAAGAAAAAAGACUGUAGGUGGAGAAGGCUUUUCAAUAUUCUGAACAAGAACUAAAUGAAAUAGUUGAAUUACCAGAAUUGUUCUCUUCAUUUAGUUCAUUGAGACCUUUUACAGCAGGAGGUGGAUUUUGCUACUAAAAUGUCCAUUGCUGGCAGUGGGCAGAAUAAAAACAUCUACAGAGAGGCAUCUGGCUUUAUAAUGAACUUGCACUGCUAUUGGAACAGUCUGAAUUUAUUAUUUUUUUUUAAAUAUAACCAAAGCAAGAACCUCCAGUGGUAGUGGUUCAACUCACACUUGUUUUGACACAAUUUUGUCAGCUCAGCGUCCAGUGGAGAUUUAUGGUAACGAGCCACAAUACCUGAUUGUUCCAGGCUUACUUGAAACUGCUGUUUUUCAGACUCUUCUGAAAGUUGGAUUUAUUGGCUUUUUUAAGGCAUAUCAAGUUGAGAGUGUCUCAGCUCUCACAUCUAAAUUUAGGAGCUAAAUUGAGUCUUAACUCUGAAUAUUCUUCUUUAAAUACAUUUGUCAGACCAUUGAUGUUCAGGUUUCAGCUGCUCUUACAGAUGAUGAUUUCAUCCGUGUGAUCUCUUGGUAAAUCACAAGUCAUUUGGUAAGGAUCCACAAAUCAUUAACUAAACCAUAUUGGGGUUUUUUUCUCUGAAGUGUUUAACAGCAGGGUGAUGGUUUGUGGAGCUUUUAUUACUGAGGGCUCUUCAUGUGCUGGGACCUCACUCCCAUUCUUGAAAAUCCUUGUUAGGGAAAAUGAGUGUGGAGGAGGGAAAGCACUGACCUGCUGGUUAUCAGAUUAACUGCUGUGCAGGGUGAAAUCAGAACGUCUAAAAGCACCACCCAGAAGACAUGGCAGACAAU